This is a messenger RNA of Bursaphelenchus okinawaensis, 1192 nucleotides long. The record is from the annotation of a GenBank genome assembly. NCBI's taxonomy places the organism in Eukaryota, Metazoa, Nematoda, Chromadorea, Rhabditida, Aphelenchoididae.
AUGUCUACCACGCACUGUGUUGAUAUACCCGAUGACGUUGAGGUAAGUUUUUUUUGGUUUAUGGUAAUUGUUGUUACCUUUGAUAUAUUUGUGUUUAAACAGAUAUUGAAGCGCAGAUUUUGCGGUCAUAAACAGCUGCUUAAAACUGUAACUUAAUCAAAAUCAACACUGAUUAAAAUUUAAAAGUUAACCAAUGUUGUGACAGUGUGGUGACUAACUUACAAUUGAAUUAAGAUGGCUGACUAAUUAGAGCUUUCUAAACGUUUUCUGCAAAGUUUAGUUUAAAGUUGUAAAAAUUGGAAACUUCCUUUUUCACAGAAAUAAUUGAUUACCUAGACUUUUUUGCGAUCUCAAUCUGUCGUUUUUAGUACAAUACCAGUUUGUUCCUUGUACCUAAUUGCUACAAAGAUGAUCUUAAAUCAGUUAUCAUUCCGAAAGGACUGAUCCAGGACAGAAUCCGACAACUGGCACGCGAAAUUCACGAGAAAAUUGGAGAUAAGGUAAAGUAAUCAACGAAUCGGGGUGGAUAAUUAGGAUGUUUUCACUUUAAGCUAUUAAUACUAUUCUACCCUAUAUGUUGAUAUAAAAAUCUAAUUUUUGCCGUUACAGCCAGUAACAUUACUAUGUGUCUUAAAAGGAUCGUACCGCUUCUUCACGACGUUGGUUGAUGAGUUAUCAGUAGCUAGACAUGAAUGUACGAAUCCUCUGACAGUCGACUUCAUCAGAGCCAAGAGUUACGAAGAUACGGAGUCUACAGGAAAGCUACAGAUCAUCGGAUUGUCAAGUAUGGAAGAGCUCAAGGGUCAGAACGUUCUGGUAAGUAUCUAGAGCCCGGACUAGCUAUUUUUAUAAAGUGUAAAGCUCUAACUAGCCUUGACGAUUGACACAUAUUAGUUUAGUCAUUGAGAUACUAAAUGUCAUCUUUCAGAUCGUAGAUGAUAUUGUGGACAGUGGCCUGACCAUGUCGCGUUUAGUAACUACGAUAAAGGAUUUGGGGGCCAAUACUGUGUGGACUGGACUGUUGCUAUCCAAGAGAUUGCCAAGGAAAGUGCAAGUUCAAGAAGACUUUGUAGCCUUCAGCAUCCCAGACAAAUUCAUCGUGGGCUUCGGAUUGGAUUACAAUCAGAAGUUCCGCGACCUCAACCACAUCUGCAUCAUGAGCGAAUCCGGGAUUCAGAAGUACAAGAAGUAG